GGUUUAAGUUGGGAGUGUUAUUUUGUUAGACAACUUCAUAUUUUUUUUUAAGAAUUAUUGCUAGAAAAAAAAAUUUCUUGCUCCACAGAGUUGUUUUUUAAAAAUCAUAUACUUUGGGGGUCAGACUCCUGAAGUUUGAGAGCCAAGAACUUGUUCUGUAACAAUUAUUUGCUGAGUAUCUGCCUUGUCCAGCUGGUAAGUUCUUGUCCCAUACUUUUUCUUGGCUCAUUAUUUACUGGAGAGGGAGAGAAGGAGACAUCAGAAAUGUAGAUCUGCAGUUGGCAUCCUGUGACUGGUAUUUCCCAAACAUGAUGUGGUACUUCCUUUUACUCCCCAUAGCUUUUUUUGACUGUCUUUUAAAAGUAUAAUUCUUACUGGUAUUGUGUUUGGAUUGUUGACUAUAAAUACCAAAGCAAAGCCUACCUGAGUGUGCAAAAAUGAGCUGUUUUGAUAUAAAUAGUUCUGGGGAAGACAUUCAACAAAGUAGUCUUUCUUAAAGUGGUAUAGUGGUUAGUCAGCUAAAACUCUUCCUUUAAUAACUAUAUGGGGACUUUAUUUUACCAAGAAAAAACCCCAAAGCCUCAAGCUGUGUAAAAUCUUGAGGGAGGAGGUGUAGGAGAUAAUUACAUUCAUAGAAUCUGACACACUGGGGUUUAGUCACCUUUCAUUUGCUGUAUUCUAGGAGGGGGAAUGCAACUAAAUGUCUUUUUCUUCAGUAUUACUGGUGGUAUUCAUAUCACAUUGAGUAAUGAGAAUUGCCUAAUGAGGUUCAGCUACAGAACUGAUCUCUGGGUGGAAGCCAAGAUGUUUAUUAAUAAAGCUGGACUAUCAAAUACUGGCUGUUUAUUAGUUACUGAUUAACAGAAGGAGCCGUGAUAGCUUCAAGUUAAGCCACAAGACACUGAUCAAAUGCAAACUCUCUAAGUGAAAGCAGGAAGCAUGGAAAGGGUUUUUCACUUCUUAACUCCUAAGGAAUAAUUUGCAUCCUUGUUAACACUGGAUGAGAGAGAUGGUGUGCAAAUGUGGUUAAGCCACUAAAACACAUUUGUCUUUAUUCCAGUAAAUGAGAAAUUGCAAAUACAAGAUCUGCUUCUCUGCAUCAUUGAACUUGUGCUUCCCAGAGCUGUGGCCUGUCACAGAUACCAGUAGUAAGGACAGAUGAGUCUUAAGGAUAGAGAAUACAUUUACAUGGUAAGUUACAAGUCCCAGUGACAAAAGGAAAGUUCUGACUUAAGGGUGUGGUCAGGCUGGUGUUGCUUGUGAUGCUGGAAUGAGAUGUGCUGUGUUAGGAAGGGAGAGAGGGAGCUGCCAAGGCAGUCUCUUUGGUUUCUGACCUGCUUUCCUACAGGUUUGUCUCUUUCUGCUCCUGCACAUGGAAUUGAUUACUGUCACAGGACCAAAAUUAAUGUUGGAUGUUACAAAACUGUAAAUUAAUUUCUACAUUUAGAUUGGUGCUUUUUCUAAUCAGUACUUUUGAAAAACACAUUUGUACCUCUCAAAUGUGCAAGGCCAUUUAUUCUCCUUCAUUGGUGGAGGUUCUCCUGAAACAGUGGUUGAGUUCUAUUUCUGUAUUUCUUCUCUUUGUAUUCCCCAGGUCACUUCUGUCAUCUCUUUCCCACAUAUCCUCAGGCUACUUUUCUUCCCCUGAUGGCUUCCAGUUUCUUUGAGAAAGCUGUGAUGGAAGCAGGUGGCCUUGAAAGCACUCUAGGGAGGGAGUGGGUCUCUGCCAGGGGAUCUGGCAAAGCAGGAAACCUGACUGUCUCUUCCCACCAACCAGAAACAAGCCAUUCUUUCCUGUAUAGACAGGACAUUUCGGCCUCUUCCAAAAGCCCUGGUAACUGUGGUGUGCCAAGACAGAUUUCUUGGAACAUAUUCAGUAACUGAACUGGAAAGUGUCUGCUUUGUACAAAAUAGGCAUCAACAUGAUGGAUCUCAAGAGCUCUUUCUUUUGUGUGCUAGAGAUGAUCCAUAGAUGAGACACUGGCAAAUCACUAGAUUAUAAUUGUAAAUUGCAUUUGUUCUUAGUCUGUGAAAGUAAAAUAAAGCCAGUGACAGCUGAAUGAUGAAAGAGUAAAAUUCUAUGUACUGCAGCUCUGACUGGCUUGGGAGCUGCAUAGUUUCUGAGAAGCAAGAAUAAAUAUGGUAAGGCUUCAGGAAGUUGCUUACGUGAAGGUUUUCUUGUUACUAGUUUCAGUGUAAGAUUUUAGGCUCUGCUUUUGACUGUCAUUGUGGUUCAGGCUGACUUCAUUUAUUUCACUGCAUAUUUUUGUAGCCUGCAACUUCACAUGGAGAAAUACUCUUUCAGAAAAAUUGAAUUAGGCUGCAGUUUUUUAAUGAAAAAAAGAAGAUAAAGUGCAGUACCACUGCACCUCUGUACAUGUUGACUUGCCUGAGUGGAUAAACUGUCGUGAACCAAAUAAUUUAGGAUUGUAUUGGGAACUGUCUGUUUGUAAACCACCUUUUAACAAGUUCUGCUUUCUGCCACUUCUUAGCCAUUUUUUCCCUAAAGAUCUGUGCUUCCAGUGUUUAUAACUUUGUGUAAUAGCAUGUCUGACCAUUAAGUGGUCUCACAGUUCAGAUUUUGGCUUGAGAUUUCUCUGCAUUUCCUCUGCUCUGCUCCUAGAUGGCAGCCGUAUUCUAAACAGCUCGCUGGUGUUCAGGCAUUCUCACCAUGGAGACCAGGAAAAGGGAGUGUUUAUAUUUCAGUGAAAGCAACCUGAAAGAUCAUUUUUCAGGGAAAUUAAGAUCCUGCUAAUGGGUGUUACAGGUUGUCUGCUGGUCCAGUUACUUUUGUUCUGAGACUGAUUAAAAAAAGGUGAAAUUGGGACAAGGUAUUGAGGAAUACUUUGCAGAUUAUCAUUGUCCUGUGGCUGGGCAGGAUUUAUUGAGAAAGAGACUGAAAAUGAGAUACGGGAUUUGAAUAUCAGUUUCCAAAGAAGGUCUUUAGGUUGGUUUUAUGUAGUGCUUUUUGAUUUUUUUUUUUCUUUUGUAGUUUUUUUACAUUUUGGGGUGUUUUAGAGUGAAACCGUGAUCACCUAGGCUAUUAGCAGCUCUGUGUCUAUUCCUUGUACCUUGGACUGUACUAUGAAGGAUGUUUAGCAUCUUGCUGCCUAACAGGACAUGGUGCUUAGCUUCUGAUAAUCUUUUAAGGUAUUGCCAACCUGUGAUUAAACAGUGUGAGCAGAAAGCUGUGUUAAGCCACAGUUUAGUCUGGGCCUGUUUGAGAAGGAUCCUAUGUGUGCAUGACCAGCUGCAGGUGUGUUGUAACCCCUGGGUGUUCUGUGCAAGUGCUUUUGCUUGCACGGGGAGUGUGUGUUCCCAGCACAUCUCAUGGUACUCUGCACCUCCAGUGCUUAGAUUUGCAUCAUGGACUACUCUUGGGAAGCAGGAUGGACAGGACUCUUCCAGGAGAAUUGGCCUGGAAGGUUGUUCAGCUGUCAGUGGGUGUUUGGUCUGCAGGACCUGGACUACUUGUAGCAGGUGCUGGGCUCUCAGUACCAACUGUUCCACUCCACAGAUCUCCUGUGCCUCGCUUCCUGCUUGUUAUGGAAAUACAGAGAGCCAGUGUUAACAACCAGUGCUUUCAGGUGAGUCUAAAAGCAAUUUGUCCUUCAAAGUAUUUACAGUGCUGUCAGUGUUUUUGUAGUAGGCUUCUCAUUAAUUUUGCUUGCUCAUUAAUCUGGCAGGUAACCUCUGGCAAAUGUAACUGCAGCAUUCCAAGGCAUUGCUUUCCCCUGUUAUUUACCUAUGCUUUAAGGAGGUUGCCACUUUGAUUGCAGUGGUGGUAGGACAGCUCUAGUAUAUAAUUGAAUAAUUUUAUUUCCUCUUUUUUUAGGUUACUACUUUCAAAACAGGUUACAGAAUUUUAAGUCUGGUUGUCCCAAUGUUAUAAAUGAUUAAGCAAGCUGUUUGGUUGAGAUGAAGAUCAGUUUUUCUGCAUUAUGGCAGAUCAGACACUGUGUGAUUUCCACAGAUACUGUGAGUUCAUAAUGAAAUGAAAAUAUCUGUGAAUCAAUGUACUAUAGUGUUUGGGAUUUUUUUCCUUCACUUGCUUUAAAAUGGUUUCUGACACUGCCAGCUGUUGGUUGGGAUGUGCCAUCUAAGUAAGAGGCAAGGAAUUGAUUAGGCAGGAGGCAAUGAAACUGGAUAAAUCUCUGCAUUUCCUUUUUUCUGCAGAAGAAAACCUAAACCUGCUUUCAACAAUGUUAAUUAAAAUUUCAAGCCCAGAACAUGGUUCACAUGAAUCAUGUGAUGUCAUUGUGCAGCAUUUCCCCAGGAAAAGGUCAGGUACCUCUUCUUCAUCUUCCCCUCAGUCUCCCUCAUAAGCUGCAUGUUUUGGUGCUUCUUAAUUUUGUAUGUCAAACCUGAGCUCUGUCUUAGUUUAUUGCCUUUGGUCUUCUACUAACUGUUAUUUCUCUCAAUUACAACUUACUAAUUUUAUUAAUCAGAGUUAAGAAUUAAAUACUAUUUUUAAUCCUGGACAGUGUUAAGGACCAUAAAAUGCUGUUAAGAGCAUCAAGCGUUCAAAAUACCAGGAGUACAAAUAUUAAUUGUCUGGCAGCUUACCAAGUUUCUGUGGUUUGUUUUGUCUUGGAAAAAACAACUUAUGAAUAUUUAAUGGAAAAAUACCAUGCUAAUAAAGAGAAAUCUUCAGACUGAGGUCAGAGUUGCUUUAUUUGGAGAAGUUGUGGAGCAAAACGUGUGUGUGUGUGGCUGUGUGAGCAGGUGUAGUGAUGGAAGAUUGGAGUGGUGGAGUUAGAGGCUCUGCUAUGGAGUUGCUCUGGGUCCCAGCUCCUGGUUCUCAGCAGCACCAGAGAAAUGUUUCAGGAUCAGUGAACUCGCUGGAGCAAGAGGUGACCAGGAGUUCUGGUUUUCAGUAAAAUGAAUAAAUGAUUUUAUUAGCACAGCAGUGUGUAGUGUAUUUGAAAGUAAUGCUUGUUGUAGAAGUUUACUUUGGCAAAUAAAAAAAUUCUGAUGUGUUAAAGCAAGUUUUUAGGGAAUGGCAUACAGUUUAUUAGCAGCAGAGUUCAGGGAUAUUUAGCUCUAGACUUGUCAUAACCUGCAUGAGAGUGCAGUAGGUAUGAAAUCUGUGAAACCGCACUCAGUGUCCUGGAGGUGGUAUGGGUUUUGUUGUACAGAGUCAGAGGAAAGGCAUGAGUGUAAGAAACUCUGGAAUAGAACAGCUGUUUAUUUUGCAUGAGCCUCUCAGCUGGGGACCAUUAAAACUGUGAAACAUUGGUGUGUAGCUCAGGUGAAUGAAGUUAGAAUAAGGCUUAAUUUGUUUUAAGUUCACUGAGGAACUGUGGACUGAGGCUUAAGGUAAAAGUGGUUUCACUGUAGCUUUCUGAAACAGUGGAGGAUAAAGACUGUUUCCUGUCAUCUUAGAAAACUAACAAAGAUCUCUGUUCUUCAGGACAGAGCAAUUCCAAAGGAAAAGUGGUGCAGUAAGUUAGGAAAUGCUUAAGACAGAGGUAUAUUGAGUCUUUGCCAAGUACUGAUUCAGAGCCUGAUUCUGAGGUAGUUUUACCUCUGAUUGUGUUACAAAAAAGAAACUAAACUAGAAACUAUAAAAAAUGUGUAUUUAAAUUGCACAACUAGAAUUCCUUGCUAAACUGUGUGGACAAAUCUAUCUUAAGGUUAGAAGAUGAGCAUUAGAAUUUAAGAUUUUUUUACAAUGGCAGGUCUUGACAUCUAAUGAAAGGUUUUCAAAGAGGCACUUUUAAAACAAACUUUUUAUUUAGCUGAAUGAUCACAAUUACUAUUUCUAACACUUACAAAGAGGAAUGUUUUGAAAAUAGUACCUCAAAGCGGUAUAUAAUGGGCUGAGUGGAAACUGAGCAAGAAGCCUAAUUUAGAUAAAUACUAAUAGCUGCAUUCUGAAAUACAGCCUGAGUGUUCUGAUGGGGAGAAGUGUCCUGCAGCGUUAGGAUUACUCAUGAGUCUGGUCAUCUCCAGAUCUAUUUUUCUUUCAUUGUUGCUCACACCCAUUUUAAGAAGAUUGGGAGUCUCAUCCAAGAUAUUUAGCUUACAUUUCUUGACGCUGAGCGAAUUCCAAACGUGGCAGCUGUGGUGCUGUUGCUUACAACAGUGGCAGGGCAGGCUCUGGCACAGUUACUUAGCAACAGGGAAGCUCACGUUUGCUUACAGCUCCUGCGUGUGCAUCUAAAUGUAGUUCUGGAAAAAACGAAAAGGUUAAAGGACUUUGGAAGGGGAAACAGACACUUGAACAAUUUGUACUGUUCAUGAUUGAGACUGAUGGUGACAGUACAUAGGAAAAUUAUUCUCAAGAUAUUUUGUCUUUUAAAAUCUUUAUUAGACUGUUAAUAUGUUGCUAAAAAUUGAAAUCAAAAUGAACAGAACCCUACUCCUACCAGCUACAGAAAGAUCAAAAAUAAAAAUACAUCAAAUGGUAAAGAGCAGGAGGAUGUGCUGUUUUGAAUGCCCAUGUUAAAAAUGCAUUCCUUGGAAACAAGACAAUUCAUUAUUUGAACAUUGGGAAUCUGAGGAAGUAAUAAAAAUUAUGUUUUGUAAGACUAACAGAUGGGUUGAGAUUAUAUUAGAUUAAUUACUACUGAUUGUUGAUUGUUGCUUGUCAGUUCACAAGUGCUUUUUAGCUGAUCAAGCUGUGAAAUCUUAAUGGGUUUUUGACAGCUUGCACUCUGUGACUGCAGUAAUACUCAAAUCACAGUGACUUAAAAGGCCAGUGUCAGACUGUUCUUGGAUUGUGUUAUGAUUACAGUAAUCUCAGUUUCUGGGGUUUCAGGCAUGCAGUUUUCCUUCUUAGCCAGCACUGGAGCUGCAGUGGGGUUUCCUUAUAUAGCAAAGGCAGGAAGGUGAUUGCAACUCGCUCCAGACAUGAGGGGGAGGCAGGGACCAGAGACAGCAAGCCUAGGGUGGAGAGGGUAGGAAAAAGGCUGGAUUUGGCUAGAGAAUGGAGAAAGGUCUGAUGGUGGCAAUGAAUAAUGAGUGUGUUCAGGCUGUUGGGGAGAGGGAUGUGGAAACCUGCAGGAUAUCACUGAAGGAAGCAGUGCACUGCUUCAGCCUUUGGGAGCUGGGAGGAGGAGCAGGGCAGUUUGGAGAACAAGGAGAGUGACUGGAGAGGUGCUGAAUUUACAGAGAAGUAAGGAUACUGCUAUUCCAGCUGCUCCCAGAGUUGAGCAGUUCCUUUUCCUUCCUAGAAAUUAAGUGGUUGCAAAAAGGAAUUCUCCAGAGGCUGUGUUCUUUUGUUCCUGUGUUUGGUCUUCCCCAUCUGUACUCUUACUUAUGAGUUUACUGGACUUUUCUGUGGGAAACAGAUUCAGACAUGAUAUGGAAGGUGAACAAGAUCUCACCACCACUGGGAGUGGGCUUGCUUUUCAAAGCUGAGUCAAAAUGGGGAAGCAUCUUGUGAAGAAGGUUUUUAAGGGCUAGAAUGAACCUGGUUAGGGGACAGUGAUUUAAAAGAUAGGGGAAGAAAGUCAUCAAUCCAGGCUGCCAAAGUUAAUGUUCAGCUAAAAUAUUUACCUUUGAAUUUCAAAUUCAAUCUAGAAAAUUCUAUAAUUCUGAUUGCCACAUGUUUAUUCAUGUGCUUCAUGUGUACUGUAUGGGGCUUACUCACUUAAAUGAUGUCUGCCCUGGUUAAUGGGCCAUUAAAUGUGAGGCUGCCUCAGAGUGGGCAAGAGAAUAUGUGUUAAUUCUUUAUAAAAAUGACAGGAUAGUGCAUCUGCAGAAUAGGAGCUUGAUAAAAAUCUCUCAUCCAUGCAAGUGACAGCCUACUCAUCCCCUGCUGGGAGAGUCUGCUCCUCUCCCUGCUGAAGGCUUUUUAGAAGGCAAGUAGAAGAAUGAUGUAAAAUAAUUUUGUUUCCAGUUACCUCUCCAUAUUUUAAACUAACAGGCUGUUGAACGUGAAAUCCGUGCUGCAGCAAUUUUUACCUUUUGUAAAGGUAAAAUGAGAAAAGUUUGGUUUAACUUUUGCUGUUCAUUCCUUCGGUAGUGGAGAUGAAGGAUGCAGGUGCUGUCAGGUUGACCUGUGUAACAAGGCUUGGGGUUUCACAGAAGGAGGAGUCUGCUACCCAAAAAUUGGCCCCCAUACUUACAGAGAAGGCUUCAAUCUCUUCUCCUUUGGACCUUUCUUCUGACCAUCAAAGCCAAGUUUGCUGUGUACUUGAUAGCUCUCAAUGCAAAAUCAUCUACAUCACCCAUCCAUGUUUGCCAGGAGACAAAGUACAUGAAGAGUCACUUUGUAGUUGGUAGUUGUAGCUAUUUUCAAGUCUUCCCUUGGUAAGUUGCCUUUUGUGAGUUUAUUCAGCUGCAGACAUUAUAUGCACUUGCUUUGACAACUGGAACAAAAGGAGAAUAUUGACAGAAUUAAAAUUUGCUGGCAGUUGUAUUUGUGCUUUGCAGACAGGAUUCGUUGUAGUGCAAAUCUUUGUGGGCUAAUGAAGUUAAAGCAGGGCUUUAGAUAGUAUUCUUUUCAACAAAAGCAGCUUGCCUAAAACUGUCUCUGCUAGUGUUUUCCUUCUGAAACAAUGAGACCGAAUGCUGCAGGUUUAAAAAUGGAAUAUAAUUUAUGAGGCAUCAAGCCAUGGGCAUGAGUCCUUGUGUAACUGGAAUUUAAAGUCUAAAAUGAAUAUUAAUGAGGUGGGGAGGGCUGCAGACCUGUCCUUUAAUACUAAUCCAUUGUGAGUGGAGCAGCUCUAGCAAUGAGCUGAUACUGGCACAGGGACAACCAGGAAUUGACUGCUCUUAGAAAAUGCCUCAUCAGUCAAAGUCUUCACAGGCUCCUGAAUACUUGUCCUGAUCAGAUACAGAGGGGCACCUGAACAUUUGUGGUGUCAGUGCCCUGCCUGCUGAUCCUGUGUGCAUUUCCCUGGGGACACUCCUGUGCUGGUUUCAGCUCUAGCUCCUGGUGUGGAUGGAAGCGUAAUGGAAGGGUAAGUUACCAGUGAGUUUGGAAGUACCUUUGGAAGAGAACUGGGAACCUUCAGGCUGAUGUUUAGGGCAUAGUCAUGGUGACUUAGGCUGGGUGACAUCAGUGUUAGAAGCUCCCUGUCCUUGAUUAUUAAUGACAAGGUUUUCAAAUACUUAAGUGAUUUCAUAACUCUUAAGUGUGUGUAAAAGAAAUGUGCUAAGUGAGUAGAGCUUUCCCUCAUUUUCAGGAAGGAAGAUACUUUGUAUUAACCAUUUGAUCUAAGUAAUGUUUAGAUUAUAAAUUCCCUGAGAAUGGGAUGUUUGUGGACCAGUGCACCUCCUCCUAAUUGACAGAAACUGGUGCUGGGAGAUGAGUGAUGUCACCUCAAAAAUGCUGAGCCCCUUCAUUUGACUCUGUAGUUAGUGCAGGAAUUGGCAAAUCUGUCAGUAGCUGGCUGGAGAAGCCAGUUAUAAUAAACCUCUUUGCCUCUUUCCUUGUCUUGGAAUGUGUUCCAAAUGCUCCAAUGUGCUGCUAACAUCUUUAGUUUGAGAGAGGAGUUUUGGAGUGAAAGUGUAGCAAAUUUGAAGAGUUCCUCUAAAAGCUGAAGUAUUAACCUUGAUUUCAUUUGUUGGAUAUUAUGUGCAUGACUUUUGGUAAAGUUCUACAUUUAUUCUAUAAGUAAAUGGUGUCUUGUGACACCUACAAAGCCUAUACUCAAAGUGAUCACUUUCCUUGCCUCUAGCUCAAGGGCAAGGCACCAAGAUCUGUAUUUCCUUAUAUGUAAAAUCCAUUAGACUUUACUCAGGUACUAAAGAUAACAUAGCCCUGUGUCCAUUGCCGCAGAAAUACAUGUAACUUUGUGAAAAGUGGACUAUUUCCUUGUUGGGGAUUGAAAGUUACUAAAUUGUUGCCUUUUAAUACUCACAGAAUCACACAGUUCAGAACUGACAUUGUAAGAUUGUAAAUUAAACUGAGGGAGAGAGAAGCUCCAAAUUAAUUAUUUUUCAGAACCUAAAUGGCAAAAAAAGCAGUCAGUGAAACCCAUCAUAAUAAUUAUAUUCUUAAUAUUAAUUCAUGCAAAUAAUGCAGGAAGGUGUUGUUUUACACUAUGGUUCUGUAUUUAGAUCUGCUAAUGGAAGGCUGCAGGCUGAGCAUUGCUCAUUCCAGAGUUCUUGCCAAAGUUUCUAAAGGAUUCUCUUUGUCAUGCAAGCCUUCCCCUGUGGCACGGUGCUUGCAUGCUGUUCAUGCCUCUGCUACCACAUGAAGUAAUAGUGUCUCUUUACUAAAUCUAGAGUAACUGCAUGGUUAUUUGUGCUAUUGGAAGAAGUCACAAAUAUAUAAAAAUACUUCUUUCCCUCCCUUGGGUCUAGGAUCUUUUACGCCCUGCACCUCUUGAGCAGUUCUAAUAUUUCUUCUUUUCUUAGGUACUGGAGUGGGGGUCUUUAAUUCCCACAAUCAGUUACAUGGUAAUAAAAAAGCUGAAGGCAAUGUUCAGGAGCUUGGUGCCCAUGUGGAUGGUCUCCUGUUCCACUGAGAGUGGCUGGGUGCUGUUCCCAGUGCCAGGAAUGCUGCUGGAGGUGCUGCCACAAGGCCAGCAGCAUCCCUGGCCUGUGCAUGUGGAAUGGCUCAGCAGGGCAGGGCUUUACACCGUGAGCCACUGUGUCCCUGUGCCACUGCAUGCACCAAGCUGAUGGGUCUUAAAAAUCUUGGGGCAGUUUUGACCUAGAAUUUAUGGUUUACUCCUGCCCUUUAAAAGGACAGAAUGGUACUAAUAGAUCUUAAAGCUAUGAAAAUAUUCUAUAAGCUAGAGAAAGUUUAACUGUGUUUUACAGGUGGAAAAGCCAAGGCACAGGGAUUGAGUUAGGAAUUACCCAGGGGUCUGGCAGUUGAGACUGGUCUCAUCUCUGGAGUCCAGCCUCAGUUUGCCUAUGUCCCUUUAGCAGGAUGUUACACUACUAACAUCUCUAGAGCUGUGCUCAAGUCACCCCAGGCCACCCCUGUUCUGUACUUGUUUGUUAAAUAGCCUAAAAAAACAUUCCCUGCCAGGCAGUAAAGCAAGCACGGGCACCUCCUCCCUGGCUUUUGCCCUGCAAGAGUUCCUCACUCGCCUGUUUCUGGUUUUGUCUGUACUAACGUUGGUUUAAUUUCAUUUUUUAACAGCAUAUUUGUUAUUUUGCUGUACAAACCCAGCUGGAAACACACCACUUGUUGUUGCUGUGAGAGGGGCAGCCAGCUCUGUACCCCCACGUCUGGACCUGAGAUCUCUUAGAUCAUAAUGCUAAAGGCCAAAGAUAAGGGUGAGGAGAGUGGUGCAAAACCUAAGCAUGUGCUUAGUAACAGAGGAACCCAGACUGAAAGCAAGAAGCCUCUGGAAGAGACAAAAAGCGUGAAAAAGCUGGUUGAAAACAAGGGAGCAUGUGAGAAGGUGAACACUGCCAGUGCUGUAGCCCACAAAGCUGACCCCAAACCUCAGCUUAAAGACAGGACAGCACAGCAGCAAGGGGUAGAAGGUGCUGGCAAAACACAGAGCUCUAAGAGCUGUCCACAGCAAAAGGACAUCGAUGCCAAAGCUGUGAAUCAACACAAUGGUCUUCCCUUCAUACAUCAAGAUCAUGCAGACAACCAAAAUGCUCCUGCUAAAGCACAGAAGGUGGACAGAGCCCCCGGCCUUGAUGAGUGCCACAGGCAGCUUGUUCCUCAGAAAGCUGGGAAGAAUGAAAACAAAGCUCCAGCAGCGGGUGCAGCAUCCCGGGAAGCUGUGCCCUCCACAUCCCGGGCCGUGUCUGACACCGGCUGUGAAGUGACACAUACCAGGAUAUCCAUCAGUGUACAUAUGACUGACAUGAAAGAAAAGACUGAGAUGGCCAAGGAGGGAAAUGUAAGUGACAGCAGAGGUAAAAGUUCCAAAGUGAAAUCCACACCAGCGGACUUGAAAGGAGUCAAGCCUGACAAAUUAAAACUUCAACAGGGUCCUAAAAACAUCAGCUCCAAGCCAAAUUCAGAAGUUAAAGGGGACAAUAAGCAAGAUGAACUUGCACCUCAAACAGGGAAGCAAAAGCCAUUCCUGAGCAAACCCAAACCAGGUGAAAAAGCUGAAGAGAAAUCAGAAUUAAAAUGCGAGCCCAUAACCUCACAGAAUACCUCUGCAAGGGAGCCUGUGAAAGAUGCAGGGGUAAAAGUGAAAAUCCAUCAAGAAACAGCAAAAGCAGAAAAAUCCCCAACAGAUACCAAGUCUGAGAGGAGGGAAUCUGAGACUGCAGGGGGAAGCAGACACGAUGCUCAGCAGUGUACAGGAGUGGCACCAGAAAAGACCAAGUCUCUGGCAGCUGGCAGAGCUCUUCCCACUCAAGGAGAAAUCAUUGAUGACAGCCCCUCUCCUCCAGCUCCUUUCGAGCACCGCAUCGUGAGCGUCAAGCAGGCGGAGGUGACCACGAGCUACUCCGUGUGUCGUCACGAGGUGCUGGGGGGGGGGCGUUUUGGGCAAGUCCACAAGUGCACGGAAAUAUCGACGGGGCUCAACCUGGCAGCCAAAAUCAUAAAAGUGAAAGGAGCCAAAGAGAAGGAGGAAGUAAAAAAUGAAAUUAACAUCAUGAACCAGUUAAAUCACGUGAAUCUGAUCCAGCUUUAUGAUGCUUUUGAAGCCAAAAAUAAUAUCACUUUGAUAAUGGAAUAUCUUGAUGGUGGGGAAUUAUUUGACCGGAUCACAGAUGAAAAUUACCAUCUGACAGAGCUGGAUGCCAUCCUGUUCACCAAACAGAUUUGUGAAGGAGUCCACUACUUGCACCAGCAUUACAUUCUCCACUUAGAUCUGAAGCCUGAAAACAUACUAUGUGUAAAUCACACAGGAAACCAGAUUAAAAUUAUUGACUUUGGAUUAGCAAGGAGGUACAAACCCUGUGAGAAGCUGAAGGUGAAUUUUGGGACUCCGGAGUUUCUGGCUCCCGAAGUGGUGAACUACGACUUUGUUUCCUUCCCCACGGACAUGUGGAGUGUGGGUGUCAUCACAUACAUGCUGCUUAGUGGCCUGUCCCCAUUCCUGGGAGAGACUGAUGCAGAGACAAUGAAUUAUGUAGUCAAUUGCAGCUGGGAUUUUGAUGCAGAAGCAUUUGAACAGCUCUCAGAGGACGCCAAAGACUUUAUUUCCAGACUGCUUGUGAAGGAGAAAAGCUGCCGGAUGAGCGCCACGCAGUGCCUGAAGCACGAGUGGCUCAACAACCUCCCUGCCAAGGCCCAGAAGUGCCAGCGCCGCCUGAAGUCCCAGCUGCUGCUGCAGAGCUACAUGACCCACAGGACAUGGAAGAAACACUUCUAUGUGGUGGCUGCUGCUAACAGGCUGAAGAGAUUUCAGAGUAUGUCUGUCAAGCUUUCAUGAGCUUGUGUGAAACCUCCACCACUCCUGGAGAUGGACUUGAGACCAUGGAAGGAGGACUCGGUGUCUCCAAACAUUUCUAUCCCCGUUUUAUAACGGAAUGUUUUGGGACUGUCUUCCUCAAUUAUUUUGUGUGUUAGUGCUGUGGUUCCAGAAGAGCCUUAAGGAAGAAACACAAGAUUUCUAAAAGCAGAAGCUACUUGGUUUGUUUUUACAAGUUUUUAGUUGUUCUAUACAGUGGUGGAAAAACGUGGCUGUCACUGGGGCUGACUUCUUGCUGAAGGCUUUGAUUCUGCAGAGUAUUGAUGGUGUAUUUAUGGCAGAAAACCCCUGGCAGUUUUCUGCUCUCUCACACCAAGCAUGGGAUCUCUAAAGACUUUCUUCCAGACUGAUGUUUCUGAGCUACCAGUUUUAGGGAACUGCCACACAGUGGCACAACUUGUCCCUCAGGUGUUUGUUACUUAAAACAAAAGAUACAUUGUUUUCUUCUGUAUUUGUUUCCAAAAGGUAAUUUCCCCACAUCAUGAAGAUGCUUCAGUGCAACUCCAGCUUGGGUGGUUUUGGUUUGUUUGUUUUUUUUUGUUUUGGGUUUUUUUUUUUUUUUUUUUUUUAUUAUUCUACUCUCUCCUUUAAAAAAUAGUCACUGCAUAGUUAGGAACUAUGAGGAACCUUGGUUUGAAGUAACUUAAGUCAAUCCAUUGCUGCUGUUUCUUAGGGCAAGUUGAAUUGAGCCGAACUAAUUGAACUUCUGGAAGGAGAGGUGUGAAACUGCUGUGCAUACAAAUCACCUAAUGACUGAUGGGUCUGUGUAAAAAGAUCUCAUGUUGUAGAGAAAAGAGGAAAGUUCCAGGGAUUUUAUGUUUUUAAAACUUGAGCUUUUCAUUGUCCAUGACUGCAGCACUUAAGUUGCUAAGUUAUAGUUUGAGGAUUUGUUUCUCCUCUGGAAAUUUUAAUGCAGUAUGAGAAGCUGGUAUGGUGUGACAUGCAAAACAGGUUUCAUUUCUAAUAGGUUCAGUGACAGGGAGACAGUGUGUUGCCAGACUCUGCCUUUAGUCCAGUUAGAAGGUUGAAGCCCUUUGAAACCCUUUUUUCCCCUCUCACUUAGCUCUUGAACAUUAAACCUUUUCUUCACAAUAUUAACUUAUUUUGGAUUUUAAACUCUUUUAUUAUGCAUAAAGUGGGAGUCACAGUCUCUCAGAUAAAAGUACAACACUAUUUAUUAAACCAGUGAUUUCCUCUUCUGGAUUCUGCAAAACUCAGUGUGAACUGGAUGGGCUUUUGGGAAAAAUAGAGAUUAGUAUUACUAAAAGUAGCUUUCCAGCAAAGGCACCUGUAAAGUUCCUUUGAACUUUAUGGACUUUCACACCCCUUGAAUUUGCAGAAGUGUUGGUUGCUAAUGAUGAGGUUUGUAAGACUGCCUUACUCUGGUCUAGCUAUCUUUUCCACUCAAGUGCUUCUCACUUUGCAUAGUCCUGUCUUCUGCAGCAUUUCCAGAAUUGGGACAGAGAAGAAUCUUGAUAAUUUAUGACCUUCUAUGAAGGCCCACUGUUGUUCAUGUUUGCCUUCCACAGUGUUUCUGCAUGCUGAAUGUCGUUGUAUUCAUUGGUCUGUAUAUUUCUGAAUUAAUACUAAUAAAUUUCAUGAAAGUGGAA
Molecule: messenger RNA, 14911 nt
Organism: Taeniopygia guttata (zebra finch)
Lineage: Eukaryota; Metazoa; Chordata; Aves; Passeriformes; Estrildidae
Gene: MYLK3
Product: myosin light chain kinase 3
Biological process (GO): protein phosphorylation; positive regulation of apoptotic process; intracellular signal transduction
Cellular component (GO): nucleus
Molecular function (GO): ATP binding; protein serine/threonine kinase activity
Source: RefSeq, a predicted model, not a curated record